UGCAUAAGAUGUCGAAUGCAAUUGACUAAAUUCGAUAAUUACCGAAAACGUUGCCAUGAAGUGCAAGAUAUUCUGAAAUCCAUGGUAAAAUGUGAUGAUGUCGAUGAUGUGACACAUUCCAAACAAGCAAAACCGUCGAAAAGUGUCACUACAGCAAGACAGAGUCAAUUCCAGUGCGACAUAUGCAAUAUAAUAUUCACAACAAAGCGACAAUUAUCCACUCACCAACGGGUACAUGGGCCGAAAAAAUCAGAUCAUGGUGACGAGAUUAAGACAAACAAUUCGAUGGAACCUAGACGUGAGGAUGAGGUUUCAGAAAUGCUUCAAGAAGUUGAAAAUGGACCUUACGACGAUACGGCUUCUCGAAAUGGGACACAUGGAAUUGAGACCAAUAGAAUUUCAAGUUUAUCAAUGACGAUUGAAUUUGCAACGCCGAGUAUAGUUAAGCAAGAACAAAGUCCAGAGCCAUCACCAGAUGUUAAAGAAACUGAUAUGGAAACUUCCAAACAAUCUGCAGAAGAUGAACAUCUAGUCGAUGAUAUGAUAACUAUUUAUGAAGUGAAAGUGGAAUCUGAUGAAGAUAAUAUUGGUGUUACAGAAUCAGGAAACAGUAAAGAUCAGGAAUCUAGUGUACCUGGAAAAGCUUGCACAAGCGGAAACACCAAUGAUGCAGGCAUCUACGAACUUGUAAAAUCGGAAAACGAAAUAUACACAAUUCAAUCUGUACAAGAUCAUCAGUGUGAAGUGUGUCUAGUUUUUCCGGACAGUAUGGAACACUCACGACAUAAAAGAUUGCACAAACCAAAAAAACAUGUGUGCAAAACUUGCGGAAUGUCUUUUGCAAUACGGUACAACUUACAGAGACACUUGCAAACGCACGUGCCGCUGAGCGAACGCCCCAAAGAACCCGUUGGCAUGUUCGAAUGCAAAUUGUGCUCAAAAACGUUUAAAUUCAAGCACCGAUUAAGGCAGCACCUCAGCCAAGUUCACAGACCGAAGACACUUGCGUGCCACAUAUGUGAUCUGAAGUUUUCACUACGGAGCGUUAUGUUGAGGCAUUUACGAUUGCAUACAGCUCAUGGUGAUACCAAAGAAGACUUUGCCCGAAGACAACGAAAGCAACAAAAAGGCACAUCCGGCAAUGAAGACGUCGAGGGAGAGUUCAGCAAAAAUCUAGUAGAAGUGUGCUGCGACCAGCGGAGUUUUUGGUGUCACUACGCUUUAACACAUCAGAAAUAUUUCAAGUGUUCAAUGUGUGACGCAGCAUUUGGAUCAAGGUAAGAUCGGUACACCAAAAUCGCAAAAAAAAAAAUUGCCAAAAAUUCAACGAACGAGAUCGUUGAAAAUUUGAUCAAUAUUUCGAUAAACUUUACCGAGCCAUCGGUAAAUUACCAUAAUAGCUUGCGGUAAACAAUACUAAGCUGACACCUUCUUGCAAGUUCAACAAAACAGUUUAAGUGUAGAAGAAACACCUCGUGCCUAAAUUAUCAAGAAUUCCUUUUCGGUUUUUAGCAAAUACCUUAAACGGCAUAUGAUGAUACUCCACCAGUCGAACGAUGGAAAUUUUCAACCCCUGAAAUGCCUGACGUGUGAACGGAGCUUCUCGAACGUUACUCAGUUUAGAUCACAUCAGCGAAUCCACGUGCUGGAGCAAUACAGUUGUAAGAUUUGCAACCGACGAUUCAAUGCUUAGUAAGAACACAUAUUUUCUAUUUCAAAUCAUUCCAUUGAAGUGAUUCUUUUGUUUUCAGUUACCAUUUGCAGCGACAUAUGCAUAUGACUCAUUUAAUGACAGCGUGAUCGUAGCGGAAGAUGCAAAACCUGCUUUUUGGGUUACGUGUUUAUAGGCUUAAGGUUGCGGCCUGAGUAUAGACGCCACUACAGAGAAAUGCAUCAAUGACACUCUUGAUCAAAAUGUUCUUCAUAUUUAUGCCGAAAUGUUCAUAAUUUUUAGCAUCACUGAUGUCCAUUUGUUCUAAGAACACAGGUUUCAUUAAUUGGAAAUCUGUCAUGCGGAACUUGUAGCACCCGGUUUGAUAGCACUAAAGACAGCAUCUGGUAAGUUCAUUUUAUUAUCGUGAAAACUGUUCUCGAAAUGAAAUAACGAAAAACGACAUUUUACAAGCCUGAUAAUAAUUAACUUUACUGCAGAAUUAUUAUUCCAUUUUGCAUCUUCAAAGAUUCCUUACCAAAUAAUAAUGAAAUGAAAUUUUAACAGUACUCCUGAAUAAUACCAAAUAUCUGUUGAAUGUUGGACAAGUCUAAUGUUAUGUGUACGAUGUUUAUAAUCCCUUAAGCCCUGUGAAUAUGUUGUUGUCUAUUGUAUAUUGAAUGUAAAGAGCCGGCCAGACGCGGACCAGACGAUCGAGUUUGUGAAACAGCGGCUGAUGGACGAGUUCCACCGACGGAUCGAGAAACGUGCAGGAAUGUUCCGUGAAUGUGAUGACCUGACAUUGAGUGUGCACAGAAGAAGAGGAAGCGCGCGUGCGAGGGAACGAUUUUGUUACCAAUGCCGAAAACCGGGUCACAUCCGGGUAAAUUGCCCUGUGCUGCAGAAGAUGAACGAGCCGGAAGCGAAAACGGUAGCUUCGAGGGACCCCCAAAUUUGUUUCGGCGUGUGAGGCGAUCGACAGCAGUGGAACUGGUACGUGUAUAGUGACGGAUGGUUCCGCCGUAAAAUCUGCCGGAGUAGGCGAAGGCACGCUGAACUGUAUCGAUGGUAACGGUGAAGUGAAUGAGGUAGUCAUGAGGGAAGUGCUGGACGCUCCGGGACUGGACAGUGGACUGAUUUCGGUCCGGAAACUUGCUCAGAAAGGACUGAGUGUGAACUUUGACAAAGCUAAGUGCGAAAUAAUUAGCCUCGGAAGAAGAGUGGAAGCCGUUGCUGAUCUCCGUGGAGGACUGUAUGCCUUGAGAGUUGCAGAAGAAAAGGAGCGGAAUUGGCGUACGGGCGUGCAAAUGCAAAGUAAAGCUAGCAAUCGGCGUUCGCUUGAAGAGGAGGCGCCUAAAGGAAGAAACCGAUUUUUAUGACUGUGUGGACGAAUAUUGAGGAAAAACCCGAUGCUGUGUGCCGGAUGAGUCGUGAAUGACGAAGACCAAGCGGUGAAGAAGACGAAGCACGGGUCGACGACGCAGGGAGAGUACCGAAGACUGAGUGUCCAGCUAUGUAGAACUUUUGUUUGACUUUGUGAGGUAAUACUUUGUGGACUUAGUGAUAUCUGUUAGUGAUGAUAAACCUCGAAGAGCAGUGUUGAAUGUUGGACAAGUCUAAUGUUUUGUGUACGAUAUUUAUAAUCCCUUACCAGCCCUGUGAAUAUGUUGUUGUCUAUUGUAUGUUGAAUGAAAAUAGAAGUAAAUAAACGACCACUGCGGAGAGCGAAUCGCUUGUGUUUUUUCGUUCAAUUACGCGUCCGAAAUACCCUGUCGGGAGUUGUGUUGCUUCCGCUGUGUACCGUGGGAAGCCUCCGUGAUAACUUCCCACAACAUCAAGCUCUAUAUGGAAUAAGGGCAAAUGUCACAAUAGAGAAUUCUCUUCGUCGGCUUCCUCUCUUUUAUAUAAAAGUGACAAGCAGAAGAUUUCUUCGCAGUUUAUCACCUCAGAAUGCAAGUUCUUUUAUUCAAAAGAGGGGAAAUCGACGGAGAGAAUUCUCUCUUGUGACAUUUUACCAGAUAGAGCUUGAUAUAUGCUAACAGGACACUGGAGGUAUUUUUUUAUUUGUUCUGCCCUGAUUCUCAGCCUUAUGAUGUUUUAUGUAGCAGUUUAAUGUGUUCGCUCAAACAAAGCUGUUUAUAUUUCUUUAACUAAAAUAAAAUUUUCAAUUAGCGCAUCAAUCAAUUCUCAGCUCACUUCCUGUUGGUCAUGCUUUUUUCGACGUCCUUCAACUUUCGGGCCAACGUGCUCGUUGGAAACAUCAAAUAUAUCCUUUUGAGUUUUCUCUUGUACAUCUUGAAUUGUAGAAUUAGAUCUUUCUGC
Messenger RNA from Armigeres subalbatus, 3973 nucleotides. Its product is annotated as zinc finger protein 836-like. The transcript is spliced from 4 exons. Gene Ontology annotation, molecular function: DNA-binding transcription factor activity, RNA polymerase II-specific; RNA polymerase II cis-regulatory region sequence-specific DNA binding. Lineage: Eukaryota; Metazoa; Arthropoda; Insecta; Diptera; Culicidae. Gene Ontology annotation, biological process: regulation of DNA-templated transcription. Bases 16 to 1281 code for a protein of 421 amino acids. The record is from RefSeq and is a predicted model, not a curated record.